Molecule: messenger RNA, 2457 nt
Organism: Odontomachus brunneus
Lineage: Eukaryota; Metazoa; Arthropoda; Insecta; Hymenoptera; Formicidae
Gene: Pmi
Product: transmembrane protein 11 homolog, mitochondrial
Exons: 3
Coding region: 93-620 (175 amino acids)
Biological process (GO): inner mitochondrial membrane organization
Cellular component (GO): mitochondrial inner membrane
Source: RefSeq, a predicted model, not a curated record
CAGCUGAUUUUUACGUCCGGUUCGACAAGUCAUGCUUUUUCUUCCGGUCCGUUUAGACCGUCGUUUCAGUAUCUGCGGGAUCGACGGUGAAGAUGGUAGAUGAAGCUGGUGACAGAGAUGAAUCCUCUAAUGUUGCCAUUAUUCGGGAAGUAUACGACAGUGAGAAUGCUCAUGAGACAUUUGAAUAUGAGUUAGAGCGAGCUCUAGAGUCAGAAUGCAAUUUAAUUGUUAUCGAGCCAUCGAAAUUAGGUGAUGAAACCUCCAGAUGGAUAGCAGUGGGCAAUUGUCUUCAUAAGACCGCUGCCUUAUCAGGUCUUGCUGCAAUUGUCACAGGUCUAAUCUGGGGCGAUCGACCAUAUAUUUGUGGUCCACUAGGUAUCACCUCACUCAUGACCUGUGGUUUAUACACAGUCUCAUGGCAGUUCGAUCCCUGUUGCCAAUAUCAGGUAGAGACUGACACCAGCAAGCUACCACAUGUAGAACUAUUAGCUGUUCUAGGUCCAUCGUCACCGACGUUUCUUGUAAGAAAAGAUGAUAGGAGGAGACGAAUCCUUCAUACGACUAUUACACUGGCAGCAUUUGGCAUUACCGCCUGGAGAUUUUAUCAGGCAUUUAAAUGAAAGAAUCAUCGCCGACGUCGGCUUUGACUUAUACCAGAGAGAAGCAGUGAGGUAGGCCACAUAAUAUGUCAAGUUGUUUCUUAGCAUAGUAGGCCUAGGAAGUCUUUUGAUUGAGGAAGAACGCAGACUCGUUUCCAAUGUCGUGUCGUGUAAUUAUGACAUAAGAUAUAAUCCUAUUACAUUUUGACGAUUGAUUUAUGUUACUUUCUGAUGCUACCUCACAGGUGAAUGCUGAUUAUGUGAUUUCAUAAAUGCAAGUAAAAAAAAAACAGCAGAUUUUACCAGAGUUUUUAUAUUUGGUACACCACUUCCCUAAGAUUUUACAUUUGAUCUCUGUCUCGGCAAAAUUGUCAAAGAUAUUACACAAAGUUACAAAGACCGUAUCCGUACACGCAAUAUUGCUGCAGUGGAGAAAAAUAGAAAUAUCAAUAUAAGUGUUCUUAGAAUUUUGGAAUUUUUGCGAUGGUACAGCCGAAAGGAUGGAUUAGCGUUAUGUAUUUUUAGAUUGUAAAUAAAGAAUAGGUAGAAGUGUACACACACAGUACAUGCGGCAUAUUGAAGAAUAUGUCGCCUGUCUAGAUUUUCAUACCCAACGGAACAAUCUGUACUAAAAAUGUGUAAAACGAUAAUCGGGGAUACAUUGAUUAUGGAAACUCAAAUGUAUUUUUAGGCCCUGAUCAUUUUAUCGGCGAUGGACAUAAGAUAUUCAUUCUUUUCUACCGUUAACGUACGCGAGAUUUUUUUUAUCGAUUGCAUUAAUAUUGUCAAAUGGAAAUUAAUGUCGCAAACAUUCCUGUAAUUGUUUAAUGAUAAUAAUAAAAAAGGAAAAGUGCAAUCUCGUACAUUUCUCAGUACGUGAACUCUCUUCACAUGGCGUAAAAACUCGUUGUUAUGUGUAAACGGACCGUACAUCUUCUUGUUUGCACAUAUUAUUGACUAAAGAGCUCAAACAAUGAAAACUGUAAAUAGUCCUGAACAUUGCCAUAAGGAUUACAUCAAGCUCAGGAUGAUGAACGAUGCAUAUUUCAAUGUGUUAUCGUUACAUCGUUAUCAAGCGGCGCAAUAAUGCCUCGACGACAAGUAAAAUGUAAUGAGCACAGCACAAACAGUCUGAGAAACCGAGCUGUAAGAUUAAUCCAUCUUGGAUUCCGUUCGAUACAUUAAAGAAGUUCUAUUUUGCACACGACACGCGCGAACACAUUUCUGCAUGCUGAAAGCUAUUGUUUUUUUUUCUUUUUCUUUUGGAUAUUAAAUUAACAGAGGUACUGUGUUAGAAUAGUCCGCUGCACAAGAACGAAGUUCUUGCCGUCAGACCGAAAAAUGACACACAUUUAAUUUCAGACUCUUCUCGUUAUACCGCGGUAAAAUUAACGUAUAUACAUGUACGAAAUAUUUACGUGUAAUACGCAUCGAACGUUAUAUCAGAACAGAUUAUACCAAAUAUUAUGUAAUGAUUUAUGAAAGCAUGUGAUUAUUUUUGUACCAAGUCCAAGAUCGCACGUAAUUUCGUUCAAUGAUAUUUGAAGCGACGGAUAGGAACAAUUCAUACGCUUCUAUGCUAUAGAAGCCAUAUGAGUAUAUUACUGUAAACAGGAUCUUGCAAAUCUCUGAACACAACGGUUAGGACCAUCGAGAUAAAAAGUUGAACAUGCGAAUUGUUAUUCUAGAGCAACGUAUGAUUACACAUAGAUCUGUCAUGACAAUAGAUGUCGCAUUUUACUAUUAUGUCAGACAUCCUUUUUGUAAAGAUUACUUUGAAAUCAUUGCGUUUUAAAUAAGUUCGCGUACUACUUAAGUAAAAAAUAGAGAAAAAAAAAAAAAAGAGUAACGAUAUAGC